AAAACUAAUAUUUUCAGGAAAACACACUGUGAUCUGCUAAAUGAAAGCAGUUCUCUGUUCAAACGCUAGACGUCAGUAGAAUAUUUUUGAAGAGUUUUUAUUUCUGCACUUUUUCCGGGAAUUCUAGUGAAAGUUGAGCUGCUAGAAAGUUAAUCCUGGUUUCUGACUGUAGGCUGGAAGGAUGUCGUCUGUGAAGAUGUCAGAAGGAAGCGUUCAGGUACACAGCUGCACAGCUCCUCUCUUCUUCAGACAGAGUGAACCUUCCUCGGGAGAGGCCAGGAUGUCAGUUUUACUCCUUCACGGCAUCCGUUUCUCUUCAGAAAACUGGCUCAACAUCGGCACACUGGACACUCUGGCCAGGGCGGGCUGCCGGGCGAUCGCUAUUGACCUGCCAGGACUCGGUAGGUCAAAGUCAGCAGAGGCCCCGACUGUGGUGGGAGAGCUGGCCCCUGCAGGCUUCCUGAGGGAGGUGUGUGAUCAGCUGAACCUGAGCCCUGUGGUGGUGAUCAGCCCGUCACUCAGCGGAAUGUACUCGCUCCCCUUCCUCAUGGAGCACCCGGAUCUGGUCCGAGCGUACGUUCCUGUGGCUCCGAUCUGCACUGACAAAUUCACAGCUGAGCAGUACCAAAGUGUGAAGGUCCCAUCGUUGAUCGUCUAUGGAGACAAGGACUCUCAGCUCGGAGAGGUGUCACUCUGUAACCUGAGCAAUCUGGCCAAUCACAGCGUGGUGGUGAUGAAAGGGGCGGGUCACCCCUGUUACCUGGAUGACCCAGACACCUGGCAUAAAGCUCUCACAGAUUUCCUGAACACACUUUGAAGAGUUUUAUAGCACAUAUACAAAAACGACUGACACACUAUCAACUAUGGAAAUUCUACCACUAAAAUCAUUCCUAAUGACCUGAAUUUACCCUUUUUUAAACACUGUUGUUGAUGAAACUGAAAAUCACGACUUUUUAAUGAUACUACACUCAGUCACUUUGUCGCACUUUGAGAUUUAAUGAUUACUGAUGAUUAUUCAACAUGAGGUGACAGUUAAAGCUCCUGUGAGAAAGUUUCUAUUAUGAUUGAUCUGAUAUCCUAAUAGACAAAGUCAUACGUCUUAAUUUAUUGCUUAUUUUUUAUCACAUUUUAUCAUGUGAUGGUUUUGAAGAUUUUGCGGCAUCCUCUUGAACUCUUUAUCUGACCACUACUCUGCAGCUGUGAUUCAGGCAUUAAUAUCAACAUUACAAAAACAAUCUUGCUGCUCAUUUGAUUUCAUUGUCUGAAACAGGCAAAAAUAUUGAUUUCAGACUGUUUCAUAACAAACUAAAAGUCCUCACAUGAGCUUAUCACUUUUAAGAAUUUAAAUGUUUGUUGGUGAUGUGAUUUUCUUCAAAUAGGAUCACACUGACUGAUCUUAAAUCUCACUGUUAAAAGCCUUGAGAUUAUGAAGUACGUUCAGUGGCAACAUACUGAUGAAGAAAGCAGCAUUUAGUCUGUAAAAGGAUUUCAAUAACAUAGAGGUUGGUUCUCCAGCGAGGGAAAACUGUGCUUGAUCUUUAACCCACUUGUGCAUCAAGAAACUUUCAUCCAGCAAUGAAAGCUUUCUUUAUUUGUGUGGGUUUAAACAGGGUCAGAGACCCUACAGUGAGUGAUCAGUUACUACUUUUAGUAACACAAACCACAUUGAACAUUUACCCUGAGAAAUUUUAAGUACAAGAAAAGUAUUUUCCGCUUUUUUUCAUGAUAAAUUCUAGUACUCUGUAGUGGAGCUGAACAAUUAAUUGUAAAAUAAUCAAAACCGACAUUUAAAGCCUCUAACUGACAUAAACCUGCCUUGACAAUUAUUUCAGUUUUCCCCCUUUUCUUGGAAAAAUCUGACUUUUUAUGAAAAACAUUUUCAUUUCAGCUGAUGUGUGUUUUGAUUACAAAUGUUUCAAUAAAUAACCAUAAAUUGUUAAUCUGUGCAUGUUCCUUUCAGUUGUUUAAGAUUUUUAAAAUAUUUACAGAAGAAACAGAGGUUGGAAGUGGAAUACUCGUUCGUUAAUUGUAAUCACGGUAAAAAGUUCAAUUAAUCAUGAUUUUGAUUUUUGCCAUAAUCGCCCAGCCCUACUCUGUAGUAAAGCAUGCUGAGUGUGGAUCUGAAAUCAUCAUAAUCUCAGUCAUAAUCUGUGUCUAUCAUCUGGCUUCACUUGGUUUGUCAGAGAGGAGACAGUGGGAUGAAUGUACUCCUCUUUUUUUAAUGUGGUUGAUAUGAGAAAGAUUUAGAAUUGAUAAGAUAUUCCUUUAUUAGUCCCACAAGGGGAAAUUCCAAUUUACAGCAGCAAAAAUUUCUUAGACAAAGCAGGCCAUUGGCAACAGAAACACAAGAAAAUAAAACCUAUGUAUAAUGUUUUUUGGGUGAAAAAAACUGAGAAUCAUGCAUAUGGAAGCUGCUUGGUACCACAUUAAGUUGUGGGCCCACUGCACAUGUCCAAUCUGUUAAACAUGUCUUAUCUUUAACUGAGGAGUCUUGUGUAAUAUUGUGUUGGUUUAAAAGGAAACUGUUUUCAAAAUUAACUGAUGAAGUUUUGUUUUUUUAUUGUUUUUUCCUUAUGUCUUUAAUAAUUUGAAAAUGUGUUUGUUGAUUUUUUUUAGUCAGCAUGUUUUUACGUGAACAUAUGUAGGUGUGUGCAUGUGUAGUUUGUGUUCUUAGUUUGUGUUAAAUCUUGUUUUUUUUUUUCUUUCACCUGAAAGGUGAGGUUCCUUGUAUAAGCCUGACACAAAUUUUAUAGGUUUAUAGUUAGAUUAUUAUAUAAUCUGAUGUGUGCAAAUUAAAAUAGAUAAGUGUAUUUACUGUGCUUAAGUUCAUCAUCUAAGAGUCUUAUUUUUGGGGAAAUUCUCAUGACACCACUAUGUUUUUAUUAAUGCUGUCAGUCGAUUAAAAAAGUAAUUUAUUAAUUAUAGGCUUUGUAAUUAAUUAAUCACAAUUAAUAUCAUAUUUCAAUAAAUGGAGAAAGAUCACAUUUCUAGUAGAUUUAAAGAUAAUAGUAACAAAACAUUCAGAGAGGAUUCUAAAUAGCAUCAAGGCUUUCUACUAGAUUUGAAAAUAGAAGUUCCUAUUGAGGGCAAAUUAUCCACUUGCUAGUUAAAAAAGGAGUGUUUUAUUCAGUAGAAUAUGGAUUUUAUUCAUAAAAAUGUAACGCUUAAGAGCACAGAGAACUUUUACAUGUUUUAAUUAAAGUUACAAAGCAAAUUUAACUGGUUGUGUGAU
Cheilinus undulatus (humphead wrasse) is the source of this 3232-nucleotide messenger RNA. It is a transcript of the gene abhd14b, whose product is annotated as abhydrolase domain containing 14B. Bases 182 to 817 code for a protein of 211 amino acids. The record is from RefSeq and is a predicted model, not a curated record. Gene Ontology annotation, cellular component: cytoplasm. NCBI's taxonomy places the organism in Eukaryota, Metazoa, Chordata, Actinopteri, Labriformes, Labridae. The transcript has 4 exons.